AUGAUCCCCUAUCUGGUGACUCCCGAAUUUAAGCGCAUUGAGCGCUACAUCUGGGGAUUGGCUCCAGAAUUUCGCAGCAUGGUGACUGCGGCAAAACCCACAACGAUCACUCAGGCUGUAACUCUGGCUGUCAGCCUUACCGAAGAUGCUGUCCGUAUGAAGAAGUUGUCGCUGAAACCUACUGAGAAAACUGAGACGCAUGCUGAGUCGUCUGGUGAUAAGAAGAGGAAGCAUUCGAGUCUGAAUCAAGCAGCGCGUAACAUCAAGGGUUCCAGCAAUAAGAAACGUGAACCCAAUCCACCCAAGGAAACAAAAACACUUGCAGCUGCGAAUGACGCUACUACCAGAGGAUAUCAGGGCACUCUGCCCAAAUGCAAUCAGUGCAGGCGUCACCAUGAAGGAGUUUGUCGCAUUCCAAAAUGUGAUAAGUGUGGAAAACUGGGUCACCGCACCGAGAACUGUUGGGGAAAGGGAAAUAGAAGUAUUAGUAGGAACGGGACUGGAAACCAAAACGGUGCUGGUAAUGGAAACGGUGCUGGAAAUGGCAAUGGUAAUGGUAACCGGAAUGGAUUACAAGCAAACAUGCCACCUAGAGUGAGAGGACGUGGAGGACGAGGAAAAGCACCGAUCUUAACUAGGAACGACCACGAAGCUGGGCCAUCUCACCAGCGCACACCAUCCGCAUCACUUGGAUCGAGUCCUCAUGAAGACUGGAGGACAUACCUUGAGCCUGCGAGACGCUCUGUCUCGCUCAGCUCCUCACCAUCUUAUCACCAUUCCUUUGGGUCGCAGGGCCCUGAUAUCUGGGCCGAAAGAUGGGCUUCAUAUAAGUGGGAGUAUACUCCCCCUCACCGCAACUCGCCACCACACCAGCAGGUCCCUUCUGAGGACCCACAUUUCCAGGCGGUCACGCCGCCGCCACCACCAGCGCCAGAGCAGCCACCGCCUCCCGAACCAUCGAGGCGACGAAGAACUGCACGGAUGUCCGUGCGUGGGGGUUUCCAUUUCAGCACCCCCCAACACUCCAGCAACAACAAAUACCCGCCACUCUAUGAAGACCCGCAAAUGGGUGGGCCUUCAAAUGCAGUUUCUGAAGUCAACUAUGCACCAGUCGCACCAGCACCACCCAUGGGUUAUGAAAACCCAAUUCCUUCUUACCCAGGUGCAGCUGGGUACAACCCGUUUGAGCAGCAAGCUUAUUCGGGUUAUAACUACAACAAUGCCCCUGUCGUUGACCCGUACAUCGAGGCAGCGAACUACAAUGCUCUCUACCCUGGACCCUUUCCAGCUACGUACCCAACUGGGUACCCUGCAUAUGGGUAUCAAUACCCACCGCCUCCUCAACCUCAGCAGCAGCAGCCGCCGCAGCCACCAUAA
Molecule: messenger RNA, 1377 nt
Organism: Helianthus annuus (common sunflower)
Lineage: Eukaryota; Viridiplantae; Streptophyta; Magnoliopsida; Asterales; Asteraceae
Product: formin-like protein 7
Exons: 3
Coding region: 1-1377 (458 amino acids)
Molecular function (GO): nucleic acid binding; zinc ion binding
Source: RefSeq, a predicted model, not a curated record